CCCAGCUCAGUCCCCCAUAUCCGUCUCUGGAAGUAAUAACAAUAGUUUUAAGAUAUUAGGCAUCGAGAAUUCAUUAAAAACUCGGAUCAGAUUCUGCAAAAAGCAAAAGAUUUUUGCAAGAUACAAAGUUGGAAUGCAGCUUGGCCACCGAAAGUCUCCAUAUGAGGACAAGACAUGUCAUUUCAUUGAGAGAACUGGAGAGAUUGAUUCAAAGGAAUUUAAGAGAAUUGAAUCGACUUCUUUGGUUGAUUCUGCAAAUGUGCAUGGUCACCGUAUUGACAAGGAUAACCUGAUACAAAAUUUGUUGUCUGAGGGGAGCAGUGGAGUCCAAAUUGUUUCUAUAUUAGGGAAGGGAGAGGUUUGUAAAACAACUCUUGCUCAAUUAGCCUUUAAUGAUCUUGAAGUCAAGGAACAUUUUGAACUAAGAACACGAAUUUGCUUUUCGGAUCUUUUCGAUGAGAUUAAGAUUGCAAAAUUAGUUCUUGAAGCCGUUGGGGAGAGUUCCUCCAACACCUCGAAAUUGGGGAUGUUAUUACGUGUGAAAAACUCAGUUUCAAAGAGAAAAUUUCUUAUUAUCUUAGAUAAUGUGUGGACUGAAGACCAUAAGAAGUGGAAACCACUGAAAAACUCUCUCCAUGGUGUCCCCGGAAGUAGAAUUUUAGCCACAACAAGGAGCGAUCGGGUUGUUAGACUGAUAUGCACGGACACACGGCAACCAUUGGGCCAACUAUUAGAUGAGGACUGCUGGUCACUAUUGAGUAGGAUAGCUUUUGUUGGAAGAAAUAAGGAGUGCAAGAAACUAGAAGAUAUCAGUAAAAAGAUAGCGCUGAAUUGCAAUGGGUUGCCACUUGCUGCAAAAACUAUUGGAAGCUUGCUUUGCUUGAAAGAUACUGUAGGAGAGUGGCUAAAUGCUCUGGAGAGUCCUUUGUGGCAGUUGGAGGAAGCGACGGUUGAGCUUUUCCCCACUUCUAUUUGA
Molecule: messenger RNA, 976 nt
Organism: Olea europaea var. sylvestris
Lineage: Eukaryota; Viridiplantae; Streptophyta; Magnoliopsida; Lamiales; Oleaceae
Product: putative disease resistance protein RGA3
Exons: 4
Biological process (GO): defense response to other organism
Molecular function (GO): ADP binding
Source: RefSeq, a predicted model, not a curated record